Messenger RNA from Aspergillus fumigatus Af293, 231 nucleotides. RefSeq lists its product as uncharacterized. The transcript has a single exon. NCBI's taxonomy places the organism in Eukaryota, Fungi, Ascomycota, Eurotiomycetes, Eurotiales, Aspergillaceae. Bases 1 to 231 code for a protein of 76 amino acids. The record is from RefSeq and is a predicted model, not a curated record.
AUGCUUUUGACAUCAUAUUGCUACUGUAGAGAGAAGAAGUUGGUUGGACAGAGGAUGCAUGACUCGCUCCUCAUUGAUGCCGCUAGACUCGAUUGGGCGGUGAUGAGCUGCGCGGCCAGUGCAACGUUGUUCCAUCUCCAAAACACCGUGACCUCUCCGUCGACGACAUCCUCCGUCUUCCCUCUUCUGAGCCAGCAGCCACGGCCAAUCAUCCUGUCUGCUUGGCAGUGA